Cotesia glomerata is the source of this 474-nucleotide messenger RNA. RefSeq lists its product as uncharacterized. The record is from RefSeq and is a predicted model, not a curated record. Lineage: Eukaryota; Metazoa; Arthropoda; Insecta; Hymenoptera; Braconidae. The coding region runs from base 89 to 445 and encodes 118 amino acids. The transcript has 2 exons.
AUCAUUGAUUUUUCAUAACGUUAAAAAUUAUAUAUAAAGUGUAAUGUUGUUAUUUUGCAUCAUUCUGUUAGUUGAUUAAAGAUAAAAUAUGAAGAAUUUAAUCUUAGCAUUUGUCACAAUAUUUAGUGUAAUUACAGCAAUUGCUCGACCAGUCAGUGAAAAUUUGAGUUAUGAAUGCUUGGAGUCAUCUGUCAAACUUAACUUCAAGCGCAAAUCUCCACUUCAUGAAGUGACACUCAAUACAAAUUUAUUCCGGGUUAAGGAGUGCAAUAGAAAAUUUUCAAUAGACGAACCCACGAUAAUGGAAAUCAAUUUUGACAAGUGCACCUUGGGAGCUAAAAAUUUCUUUAUUAAUGUAGAAGAAUUUAAACCGGGAGAAAUUGAUUCUUUACUGUACAGUUUGCCGGUUUAUUGUGAAAAUUUAAUUCCGGUUUAUUCACUAUAAAAAGCAAAUAAAUAAUCUAUUAAAAUUUA